Messenger RNA from Salvia splendens (bonfire salvia), 1306 nucleotides. RefSeq lists its product as uncharacterized. The transcript has 4 exons. The record is from RefSeq and is a predicted model, not a curated record. Bases 247 to 1230 code for a protein of 327 amino acids. Lineage: Eukaryota; Viridiplantae; Streptophyta; Magnoliopsida; Lamiales; Lamiaceae.
CAGAUAGGAAAUGCUCCUAGACACUCGGUUGAGCAUUACCGUGACCAAUUAUCUCUGAUUAGACCUGGCCAGUUUAUCUGGACGUCGUACGCACCUUGCACACUGCCUGACUACUGCAAUGAUGUGAAUGGAUGCUCUUUGUGCGAAACCUACCUGGUAUGUUGGGCCUAAGUCGAGGCCCAUGAGCCUGGAAGAGUGCGCCGACAGUUCAAUCGGUACCAGGAUAUACCUCAGUACGUAGACAGAAUGCUAAGGAAUGCCGAUCAUUUGGGCAAAACUGAUCGGCGUGGCAAGAAGGGCAACAACUGGGCAAACACGCAUCAGUUCUACAUUGGGGAGUGGGACAUGAGGUACGAAAGGUUCCAAGCUGCCGAGUACGCCGCACCGAUGUCCAUGAAUAUCCCCAUGAACACGGGGUAUAUGGCGUGGUAUAACAGGAUUACUGUGACGUACAUGACUCAACCUGGGACACGGGCCACUGCUGGGAUGAACGAGUCGGCUGCUUCGAUGAGACUAUUUGUUGAGGGUUUUCAGCAGGUUUUCCAUUUAACUACGGAAGACGAAAUGGACCCACGAGUGCGCCAGAUUCGGGAAAUUGUUAAGAAUGUCCUCGAAUCUACGAACAACGCUGAUGUCAUGGAGUACCCCGCUUCUCAACAUCAGGAUGUGGUCAUGCCUUAUGAACCAGAAGUAGUUCCACGGCGUCGUGGAGUGCCUGGUGUUCGGACUGGAGGACACGGCUACACAAAGCAGUUUAGGAUGUCCCAGCCGGUGCCCGAUUAUGUAGCACCAGAGCCGCAGUAUCAAGAGCAUGACCCACCCCAGUGGUAUUCAUACCCGGCGCAUGAGUCCCAGUCACAGUGGGAGCGUCCCCAGUAUUCUCCUAGCCAGCCUGAGCCCGAUUGGACUCGUCGCCCAUAUUCACAAAGCCAAGACGUGCCGCAAUGGAGUGGAGCUCGAGCGUCGGUCGAUUCAUUCUUCCAGAAUUAUCAGAUCGUGCCUUCUGUCCAAGCUGAAAAAGAGGAUGAUGAUGAAGGAGAAGAAGAAACUGGCAACAUAGAGACGGAAAACGAGGAGGAACAGAGCAUCCAUGUCGAACCUCGACAUGGUAUGGAGGGUUCAUCACGCGGCGGGGUUGGGAAGCUCAUAAGUAAAGUGUACAAUAGACUGUCAACGAGGAAGAAUAAGGGGAUUGAACCGUCUAAAUACACUCCGUCGUCGUAUAAGUAGCAAUUGUCAUUCGGAAUAAUUUAGUGUAUGGUUAAGCUAUGGUAUUGAUUAGAUUGUUUUAUCCGGAAUAAUUUAU